Molecule: messenger RNA, 1812 nt
Organism: Thamnophis sirtalis
Lineage: Eukaryota; Metazoa; Chordata; Lepidosauria; Squamata; Natricidae
Source: RefSeq, a predicted model, not a curated record
AUGGAAGCGCCUCGGUUGGGGAACCCCUACCUGGAAGACUCCUUGCUCCAGGGUUACCUGAGAGCCCAUCUGCCUGCCCAGGUGUUUGCCGAGGUGAACGUUGACCUGGAACGGUUCGGAGCUCGUGUGAGAGAUGAAAUUGACUUCUUGGGCCGCGAGUGUGAGCUAAACCCACCCAGAUUAUUGCAUUUUGAUGCCUGGGGACAACGUGUGGACCAGAUGAUCACCUGCCCAGCCUGGAAGAGGCUGAAGGACAUCUCUGCUGAGGAGAGCCUUGUGGCUGAAGGUUACAAAAGGAGAUACUCCUGUUGGAGCCGUGUUCAUCAGGCUGUCAAGCUGUAUCUUUUUAUAAAUUCUUCUGCUUGCUACACAUCUUCUCUAGCCAUGACUGAUGGAGCAGCAAAAGUAAUUGAGGAGGUGGAACAGAAACUUUUGCACGGGAACUUCCAGAUGGCUCCUGGAGCCCUGCACGGUUUCAAAUGGUUCACAUCAGCGGCUGAUUCAGACAUGACGUUGACCCUGGCAAGGAUCGUGGGCCCUGAUGGGCAGAUAAAACAGGGCUCCAGAGGCCUCUCUCUCUUCUACCUGAAAACAUAUGAGGAUGGGAAGCUGAACGGCAUAAAAAUAGAGAGGCUGAAAGAGAAGAUGGGCACGAGGCCGUUGCCAACUGCAGAGCUGUUGCUGGAUGGAGCUCGAGCACACCUGAUCUCUGCAGAAGGCCAGGGGAUAGCUUGCAUUGCCAACAUGUUGAACAUCACUAGGAUCUAUAAUACCAUCUCUGUACUUGAGAAAAUGAGAAGAAUUGUUGACCUGGCACGGGAUUACGCCACCAAAAGGGAAGCCUUUGGAAAACCCCUCAAGGAUCACCCUUUGCAUAUGCAAACUCUGGCACGAAUGGAGGUGCAAAGCCAAGCAGCGUUCCUCCUGGCGAUGGAGCUGGCGAGACUGCUUGGCCUGGAAGAAACGAAGAAGGCGACGGAGCAGGAGAAGCACAUGCUGAGGCUGCUCACCCCUCUCGCUAAACUUUAUACGGCAAAGCAGGCUAUCGCUGUGACCUCGGAAGGCUUGGAGUGUUUCGGAGGACAGGGUGUCAUGGAAGACACAGGCCUGCCUGUUAUUCUUCGGGAUGCCCAGAUACAUUCAAUCUGGGAGGGAACCACCAACAUCCUGUCCCUGGAUGUUCUGCGCUGCAUUCUCAAGAGCCAAGGAAAAGUGCUGGAUGUCUUUUUCUGCACUGCCCAGGCCAAGUUGGAGGCAGCUACCCAGCAGUCCGAACUGCAGGUUUCUGUGCAAAUAAUUCAGAAUAAUCUGCAAAAACUCAAGCAGUUUGUUCGAAGAAUGAACUCAAAGGGAGAAGCUGGCUGGCAGCUGGCAGCGAGAGACUUUGCCUAUACUCUGGCAUGGAUCUAUGAAGGAGUCCUUCUACUGGAGCAUGCCGCCAGGGCUGGCGCAUCAGCCACAAACAUCUACGCUGCUCAGAGGUGGUGUCAGGAGGAUGUCUGCCUUGUGGACAGAGAAGAGAAGGCUGGUUCUUACAAUUCUAAAGCAGCUUCCCUGGAUAAAUCUUUGGUUUAUGAUGGGUAUUCUUCUCUGAGAGGAAAACUGUAGGAAAGCAUCACGAAUGCGAAAGAAGCCAUCUGGUGAAGGACAUGACCUGGAUGAGAAGUGUGUCUGUAUUAUGAUUGUACGUGAGUCUCAAAUUUUCUUUCCAAAACAAGUCCCAUGAAAGGACCCAUGUAGACAAUGUUCCAACAUUAACAUUAAGGACCUCUACUGUACAUUAAAUGGUCAGUUGGCUUCUGAACUCACAAA